AUGUCUAAUAAACAAGCACUUAACGUAAAAGAUGCCCUGUCAUAUCUGGAUCAAGUCAAAAUUCAGUUCUCUGACAACCCAGAUGUUUACAACAGAUUUCUUGACAUUAUGAAAGAUUUCAAAAGUCAAGCGAUCGAUACUCCUGGUGUUAUUGAGCGGGUUUCAACUUUGUUUAAAGGUCAUCCGGCUUUGAUUCAAGGGUUCAAUACAUUUUUACCUCCUGGAUAUCACAUUGAGUGUUCAACGAACCCUCACGACCCCGACUCCAUAAAAGUCACAACACCUAAUGGAACAACUACAUCUACUAUAGGACCUUUAGAUUCUCAUCAUUUACAAACAGGAGUAACUAAUUUGAGCGGAGCAAGUUAUCAUUUAUACCCUCACCAGCCACCUGCUUCGUUGAUGUCAUCGUUACCGCCGCAUCAACAAGGACCUUCUUUGCAACCACAACCGGUUUAUCAUAUUGGUUCACCACAGCAGUCAGUAGGACAACCAUCUGGUCAAUCAACUUCACAAGCAGUUGGACAAUCAGUUGGCAUUAGUGCUGCGGGAGGUUCUUCUCCAAAUGCUCAACAAGGUAAUGGUAGAAAAGGUCCUGUCGAAUUCAAUCAUGCGAUAAAUUAUGUUAAUAAGAUAAAGAAUCGGUUCUCGACGGAUCCGGAUACAUACAAGCAAUUCUUAGAAAUUUUACAAACUUAUCAAAAAGAGCAAAAACCAAUCCAAGAGGUAUAUGCACAAGUUCAAGUUCUUUUCAAGAAUGCACCUGAUCUUCUGGACGAAUUUAAGCAAUUCCUUCCGGAUAAUUCCGGUAAUUUUCCGUCAGGUGGUUUAUUCGGCGCCUUAUCUCAUGGCACACACAAGUCAUCACAUCUAAUACCUGCUAUAAAUGCCUUGGCGAAUGGUGUAUCUGGUUUGGGGACUGGCAGAUUACCACCAGUAGGAAAUUUUCCCCCCUCGCAAUCAGUUGCUUCGAUGUCCAAUGAUACAUACAAAAAGUCUUCAACAGGAGUAUCAAAUUCAACAGUUAAUAAUUCUUCAGGGCAAACUGUCGGAUCUGGUUCCGCAGGGUCUUCAAGUAUAUCCAAAAAGAAACGAUCGGUUCUUCCUGGUUCUGAUAGAAGCCCUAAUAGUCUAUUAUCAAGCAAGUCAAAAAAGUCAAAAUUACUGCAUAAACCGUCUAAUGAUCAUGUUCAGGCUGGCUCAUCGUUAGUACCGAUUAAAACCGAACCUUCAAAGGUCUCGGAUAAACAACCGGCUGCGUCAUCUGAGGAGUUGAUGUUCUUUGAAAAAGUCAAAAAACAUAUCCAAAAUAAGCAUAGUUACAAUGAAUUUCUCAAACUAAUCAAUCUUUAUAGUCAGCAAAUAUUAGACACAUAUUCACUAGUAAAAAAAGUGCAGAACUUCAUAGGGCAAAGCGUUGAACUAUUUGAAUGGUUCAAGCAAUUUGUCAAAUAUGAUGAGAAAGAUGAUAUCGUACAAAACACUGCAAAUUCUAGGCCACGUGUGGAUCUAGAAGGAUGUAUUUCAUAUGGUCCUAGUUAUCGUCAAUUACCGCUUUCAGAGGCUUCUUUGCCUUGUUCUGGUCGUGACGAAUUAUGUUGGGAAGUUUUAAAUGAUAAAUGGGUAUCACAUCCUACAUGGGCUAGUGAAGAGGCCGGAUUCGUAUCACAUAAGAAAAAUCAAUUUGAAGAAGCACUUCAUAAAUUCUUAAAGCGAUUGAAGCAGAAAGAUGAGGAAUGGAAACGCGCUAGGAGAGAAUGGAAUAAAAUAUGGCGUGAAAUUGAUGCAAAAAAUUAUUAUAAGUCCCUUGACCAUCAAGGAGAAAUGCCAGAAUAUCAGUUUAAAUUCGCCUUUAAAGAUCUUGAAGUAUUCAAGGAUGUAGCUCGGAUUUUAUUUGGAUAUAUGGAUCGUUCCGGAACUGUGGCACCGAGUGAUAGGGAUAAAAUUGAAAAAUUCUUUAAAACGUUUAUUCCCAGUUUCUUUGAUGUUCCGGCAUCUUUUUUUGAUGGGAUGAAUCAUGAAGAUUCUGCUAUGCUUGUUGAUCAUGAAGAACCUGUUGUGAACGUGCCUAUGUCAAUAGAUAAUGCUGAUGCUGAUAUUGAUAAUGGUCCAUUAUCUUCAGAACCAAUAAGCGGUAUGUGGAUUCAGGUCUCUAAAGAAUCGCGUGAAAACAUUAGGGCUGUAGUAGCUAAUGCUGGCAAUGGUAGACUAAAAAAAAAGUCUACGAGUUAUUUUUUUGGAAAUAACGCAUUUUAUUGUUUCUUCAGGUUCUUGCAGAUGUUAUUUAGUCGCCUUGAGCAGAUGAAGGAAGGAGCUCAAGAGAAAGCAUCAAAUUCAAUGAAUAAAUCACUGAAUGAUGCUGCGACUGAUUUGGGUAUUCAAAACAAUCGACUUGAUCCCGAAAUUGAUAUGGAUUUGAAUCAUGGCGAUCCUUAUACUGUGAUGAUUGAGCUUAUUGAAAAACAAUUUGAUGGUGAGAUGGAAUUACCAACAUUUGAGGAAAGUCUCCGUUAUAUUUACGGCACAAAAGCCUACAUAAUGUUCACCGUAGAUAAGCUUGUUCAAAACAUGACUAAACAAAUGCAAUUGUUGGUAUCUGAUGCGAAAUCAAAUGCUCUAAUUCAUUUAUUUGAGAAUAAUAAGCAACAACAAGAACAAUCGAGUGUCAGAUCACAUAUUAUGUACCAGUUACACGCUAAUAACACAAUUGGAUAUGAUGAACAUACAUAUCGAAUCGAUUACGACAAAGAAGAAAAUUUUUUGACCAUAUUGUUAUCUGGUCGUGACUAUACGUUGGGCAGCGCUGUAUCGUCGGAGGAAAAGUGGGCCUACUAUAUGUAUAGUUACAUGUCUUUAAAUCCUACUGAAGGCGUUUCGGCUAAAACAGACCGCCCAUUUUUAAAGAGAAAUUUGCCAUCGGUUGAAGGGUCUGAGCGGAUAUUGCCAAACGUUUUAACGCGAAAUGGCUUGGAAAUUAAGAUAUGCAUUAAUUCAUAUCAUGUAUUCUUCGUUAAUAAUACAGAAGACAGUUUCAGACGUUUACGUACUUCGGUACCAUCCACAAAAUUACGACAAGAUUCACUUCGACGAAAAGAUUUAUGGAAUCGUUGGUUGGGAUCACGAAAUGAUACCGACAGUAUGGAAAUGUAG
Molecule: messenger RNA, 3150 nt
Organism: Funneliformis mosseae
Lineage: Eukaryota; Fungi; Glomeromycota; Glomeromycetes; Glomerales; Glomeraceae
Source: the annotation of a GenBank genome assembly